AAGGACUCAGACGUGGAUUGGCGCUCCUUCGAUGUUGCCGCCAAGCUCGUUGCCUCCCCAGCACCGCAGUUCGUCGCCAACGCCGCCCUCGACGACAUACCAGCAGCCCGCUAGACCUAUAUAAAUCACGCCGCAACACCCAUCGCCCGUGUUGCAGGCCAACGCCAACAUGUCCGUCGCCGUCUCGCGCUCCUUCAGCUCUCUCGCCCGCACUGGCUCCUUGAAGGGCGCCUCCCGCCUCCGACGCUCGUCGCUGGUUGCGGCCUCGUCUCCGUCACUGCCAUGCGCGAGGGUGGGGGUCGCGGCGCGGCCUGCGUCGACGUCGACGCUGAUGGGCACUGGACUGCCGCCAGCCGGGGUGCAGAGCGCCAUCAUGAUGCCCGCGAUGUCCCCCUUCAUGCAGGAGGGAUCGAUCGUCGAGUGGUGCAAGAAGGAGGGGGAAGCCUUCGCUGCAGGGGACGUCCUGCUGCGCAUUGAGUCGGAAAUGUACACCGUCGAUGUGGAGGCGCUUAACCCAGGCUACCUGGGUAGGAUCUUGUGUCCUAGCGGAACCCGACACAUUAAGGUGGCCCAACCGGUAGCUCUCGUCGCCAAGGACGCCGACGAGCUCGCUAAGAUGUUCCCCCGCGCCCGCGUGCAAGUCUCUACUCGCUCGCGGCCUCCUCGGAUCGAGGUCCCCAGCCACCCCCACUUGUCUCCGGCCCCUCGCUCGGCUACCAUCGAACGCUCUUCGCAACCCCUGCACUCGGCCGUGCUUCGGUCACCUGCGGCUACACUAGAGACUGCGGGGUCCGCGCGGGCUAUGUCCACGUCCGCUACAUACUCCCCUAGCCCUAGCGCUAAACCGCCGGGUCGGACGCACCAUCAGCGCACCGUGUCUGAGAGCGGCGCUUCUCCGCAGUUCCAGAUGGAUGGUGUCUCCCUCCGGCGCCUCAUCGUGUCCAACCUCGCGGCACAGAAGACGCAGGGCAAUGGUGCGGCGCGUACACCCCAGUCAGCUGCCAGCGGCGACUAUUUCGAGGGUCUCCUCUGAAGGGCAGUUGACCUGCUUGACUCGCGACAUAUUUAUGUUCCCUAUCAAGCUCUCGUCCUCGAAGGAUUGCCCCGGCUCUUUACCCUUGUCCUAGUUUUUUGCUUUCAUCCUGACUUCCUCACCCUCGUUCCUCUCAUCUUUGUGUUCUGUCGUCUCACCAUUGUACCAUACGCUUCAUCCUCGUCCGUCUUUCCGUCACGACCAUUAACAGUAAUCUGUACCAUACGCCGGCCGAGUUAUCGUUAUAUCUAGAGGCACUGUGCCAUGUAGUGGGCUAUGUGCUCUUGUAGGGGAACAAAAUCAAUCUUGGGUUUUGCUUGGAAAA
This is a messenger RNA of Schizophyllum commune H4-8, 1358 nucleotides long. RefSeq names its product single hybrid motif-containing protein. The transcript has 5 exons. Gene Ontology annotation, biological process: pyruvate decarboxylation to acetyl-CoA. Lineage: Eukaryota; Fungi; Basidiomycota; Agaricomycetes; Agaricales; Schizophyllaceae. The record is from RefSeq and is a predicted model, not a curated record. Gene Ontology annotation, cellular component: mitochondrion; pyruvate dehydrogenase complex. Bases 170 to 1033 code for a protein of 287 amino acids.